Messenger RNA from Contarinia nasturtii (swede midge), 749 nucleotides. RefSeq lists its product as uncharacterized. The transcript is spliced from 2 exons. The record is from RefSeq and is a predicted model, not a curated record. Bases 144 to 536 code for a protein of 130 amino acids. NCBI's taxonomy places the organism in Eukaryota, Metazoa, Arthropoda, Insecta, Diptera, Cecidomyiidae.
CGUAUUUAUCACAGUAAUCAAUGCGAGUUGCUCGUCAGUUAAUCGUAAACAGUGGUCACGAUCAGUGUGUUUAAAUUGUGAACUGUUAUCAAAGCAGCAUAUUUGAAACAGCUACAACAUUAUCGUCAAAUCAACGACAUAAGAUGGAAAAUCUAAUCAACGGCCACAAUCGUAAUGCGUACGAUUUAGAUGGCGUUUCAAGAGUUUCAUCAACCGACGGAAGCCCUCACAAAACUCUCGUAUUAAUCGUAUGUUUAUCGGGCCUUUUAUGCGCAACAAUUAUUGUUAGUUUAGUGGUAUUCCUAUUGCGAAAAUCAACCAGAAACGAAUUUAUUAUGAUGCAGCACAUAAUAUCAAACGCAGAGCCCAAAUCACAGAGAGAACAAAUGGAUGUUGAAUCACAAGAGCCACAGCCUAGUACAAGUUGGGCAGCUGAAGCAAUCACAUGUGAAGAACCUCAACCGAGCACGAGUCGACCCAAAACGAAGAUUUUCGCGAUAUUCGGUUCAUCAAAGCAAUCUUUUGAUUUGAAUUAAGAUUAAGUGGAAAUUUGGGAUAAAAAAUGAUUUUUUUCGAUUCAAACGUCGAUCUUAAGCCAAAGACUUAUGAUAUUCAGUAUUUUUUUUAGAUAUAAAAAAUAAUAUUACCUCAGUUUAAGUCAAUUAAAAAAAUGUCUCUAAAUUAGGGAUACGAUUUAUGAGUGAAAAAAUGUUGAUUUAUUUAAUGAUUAGAAGGGUUUAAUUUUUUUU